UUAAAAAAAAAAAACAAUUGCAACAUAUUAUUUAACCAGAUUCCAUUUAAUAGCCGCUUCACUCUCAAGCUCUCCGCCUACAAACACAGACAUGGUGGUCUCAGAUCAGAGCCUGUUCCACCACAGCCUGCUGACCCUCUUCCUCAUAGGACCCCCAACCUUCAUCUCCUGCUGCUUCCUCCAAGCACCCUACGGCAAGCACAGCCGUCCGGGAUGGGGCCCCACCAUUUACCCACCUCUGGCCUGGUUCCUCAUGGAGAGCCCAACCCUAUGGCUCACCCUCCUCAUCUUCCCCUACGGCCUCCACUCCUCCAAUCCCAAGUCCCUCGUUCUCAUCUCCCCCUUCCUCUUCCACUACUUCCACCGCACCUGCAUCUACCCGCUUCGCCUCCACCGCAAUACGGCUCGCCGGAGCAACGCCGCUAGUGCUGGCUUUCCGGUCUCGAUGGCAGUGAUGGGUUUUGGGUUUAAUACACUGAAUGCUUAUUUGCAAGCCAGAUGGGUGUCUCAGUACAAGGAUUAUGAGGGCGAUGGGUGGUUCUGGUGGCGGUUUUUUGGUGGGUUGGUGGUGUUUUGGGGUGGCAUGGCGGUGAACAUGAGGGCUGAUAGGGUUUUGGUGGGUCUGAAGAAGGAGGGUGGAGGGUAUAAGGUGCCGAGGGGAGGGUGGUUUGAGCUGGUGAGCUGCCCGAACUACUUGGGUGAGAUGGUGGAGUGGUUGGGUUGGGUGGUGAUGACAUGGUCUUGGGCUGGCCUAGGUUUUUUCCUCUACACGUGUGCCAACUUGGUGCCCAGGGCACGUGCGCACCAUAGAUGGUAUCUAGAGAAGUUUGGGGAGGAUUAUCCCAAGGCUAGAAAAGCUGUCAUCCCCUUCUUGUAUUGACACAAUUUGGAUGUGUAAUGCUUACUUUUCUUUUUAUUUUCAGCACUUUAUGGAAACUUGAUUUUUGCAA
Messenger RNA from Alnus glutinosa, 950 nucleotides. Its product is annotated as steroid 5-alpha-reductase DET2. The transcript has a single exon. Gene Ontology annotation, molecular function: 3-oxo-5-alpha-steroid 4-dehydrogenase activity. Bases 92 to 880 code for a protein of 262 amino acids. The record is from RefSeq and is a predicted model, not a curated record. Lineage: Eukaryota; Viridiplantae; Streptophyta; Magnoliopsida; Fagales; Betulaceae. Gene Ontology annotation, biological process: brassinosteroid biosynthetic process. Gene Ontology annotation, cellular component: membrane.